Molecule: messenger RNA, 2631 nt
Organism: Sparassis crispa
Lineage: Eukaryota; Fungi; Basidiomycota; Agaricomycetes; Polyporales; Sparassidaceae
Product: Stress-activated map kinase-interacting protein
Exons: 10
Coding region: 1-2631 (876 amino acids)
Biological process (GO): TORC2 signaling
Cellular component (GO): cytoplasm; TORC2 complex; plasma membrane
Molecular function (GO): phosphatidylinositol-4,5-bisphosphate binding
Source: RefSeq, a predicted model, not a curated record
AUGUCUCUCAUCAGCGAUCCCGAUUUUCUCAUCCAUAGUUUACGUCUGAACUACCUCCGCAACGUUGACGACCCGUACGGCCCCAGAAUCAUCUCUCUCGAUCCCUCUUACCAUUCCAAUCAAUACAUCGUCACGUCCGGCCUCGCGGAUGUCGAGCGAUGGCCAGAGCUCGCCAUGCCCUCGAGUCCCACCCCCAGCGACGACGAAUCGGGCGUUGCGAAUCGCCCCAAUCGUCACCUGGGGGCGACAGGACUCAAGUACACCACUACUAUCAUGGGCCCCUCCCGUGUUGGGACAAUGGGUCUUCGUGUCUCGGGAAAACGUGCUUCAUCCUCUAGGGCUUCGUUCAAAUACUCAGUACGUUCCGAAGGUGCCGUGAUGGAGCCCCAGCCAGAAGAACAAGAUGCCGACGUAGUACCGGUCGCUCCGUCUGCAUCGCCUAUGAAGCUUGAUGCCCUGGACCUCCCCGUACAUACCAGUUCAGGGGAUGGGACGACUCCUGUAGGCAAUCAUGCUGUUGCAUCGGAGGAUCUCACGCAAGAGCCAGCACCUUCGCCUCAAUUCAUUCCGAGAUUCAAAGGCGCUGCAGAAAUGGAGGCGAGACGGAAAUUGCGCAUGCUCGCUCGUGCGUCCCCUGGAGUUGUUGGCACUAAACCUCUCGCUGCUUCCGGGUACCUUGACCCGGAGCUAUCCUCGUCAGAGUCAUCGUCGUCAGAUGGGGAAGAUGACAUCAUUGAUGAGGAAGACUUCGACCUUGCAGCCGACGCCGACGACAGUAUGGACAUAGAUGGAGACGAAUUCGAUCCCGACUUUGCUACAAGUCAUGGCCCUAGCGGUCUUGGUGGUAUCAUUUCUGACAGCGUGUCGGACGACCUUUCUAUGUCGUCCGCUUCCGUCAUUUCCGAUUCCAACUCUUCCCUCGCUGAUUCAUCAUUGCAACCCAGCAACAAUGCCCGCAUUCAUGAUCAAUUGAGUCCUGUUUCGGAGGGGCGGACACGCGAGGAAAAGCUACCUGAUCGUCCUGAAGAAACAGCCCCGCUUUCAGGCUUCGAGAUGGUUACUCCAGCGCCGAAGAUUACCAACCGUGGCCGUGCAGGUGUGGUCACAAAUCCUGCCAAGCAUUCGUCUAUGUUCCCCGACUCGUCGAGCCCUCCUUCCUCUGCACUGUUUGCCCGUCGGCCAGUUCCACCGGCGGCCCCUGGAAAGUCUGCAUUGACGGCAAUGAUGGCUGCCUCGUCGACGUCUUCGUCCUCGAAUCCCUUCUCUGAGCUUUACAGCGCUAUUUCCGGAAGGUCCGAGUCAGAGAGCAUGACUGUGCAUGUAUACUUCCCCCAUUCACGUGAGCCCGCUGGACGGAUUCUUGACCUGAAAGUCAGGAAGGAUGCAACCGUGGAGGAGGUCCUUGGGUUUGCACUGUGGAGUUACUGGGAAGAAGGGUGGCUUCCCGAGCUCGAUGAAGGUCUUGAUGGGGAAGAGGACCCAAAGUGGGUGACUAAGUGUUCCGCCAUAGGCUGGAUCUUUCGAAUUGCUGAGGAGGACGGAGAGGUAGACGAGGAUUUUCCUCCGCCUGAUCGUACCGGCAAGAUUUCCAAAUUCAACUUCGAUGCAUACGCCGUUCUGGAAGCUACUCCGGCUCAAGUGCAACAAAACAAGAUCCUGGAAUCAAAGAUUCAACGUCGCGCCUCCCGCGUAGUGAUCAAGAAGAAGAAAUCCGCGGGAUUGCUGAAUCUCACAUCCACGCUUGCUCCUCCGACGGACUCUCUGAUAGGGACCAGUGCCGGAUUGAGUUCUCUGGGCUCCUCUUUGGGGAUGUUCCCGAGUUCGCUUGGACCGUCGACUAGUCAAGGACCUCCGAUCUACCUGAGGUGCAGAAUCGCUGAUACGGCUGAUGCAGGCCACGUCUCGACAACCAUCCAAGCAUCGGGCGGCAUGUACAUGGCCGAAGUCCUCGAGGGCGUGUGCCAAAGGCGCAAGUUGAGUGAUUCGAAGGACUACGCGCUCAUUCUCGACCUCGGCACCACAAAGGUAUACAUCCCUCUCGACCGCACAGUCAGGAGCCUGCAAGGCAAGCGGGACUUGAUUCUGAUGAAGAAGGGUAUGUUGCCAUCGAUCGGGGUGGAGAUGGGCCAGGGAACGGAUCGAACUACCGAUCCCAAUGCCUCGAUAUUGAAGCGCAACUCUGAGGUUCCUGAACAACCAUUCAGUUCGCUGUUCGAUUACACAAACGCAUACAGGAAAUACACUGUCUAUCGCAAAGUGCCUAUGCUAGUGACACGUAGUGCUCGUCUACUCGCCAUCGACGGUGGUUACAUCCACAUCAUGCCCUUAUCGAACAAGGCCAAGCACGUAUUCGAGAGUGGCAAGACCGCGUCAUAUCCUCUUAAGAGCGUUGUUGCUUGCCAGCAAUCAAGCAACAACAGCUCGUCAUUCAAACUGGUCGUGCAGCGCGAGGCGGAUCGCAACAAGCGCUACGAAUUCGAGACCGAGAACCCCCAGACGGCCAGUGAGAUAGUGCAGACUAUCCGUAGCUUGAAAUUGGCGAUGGAGCGCCCUGGUACGCUGAAGCAGUCGCGGAGGAGCAAGCAUGUAAAUAAGGAAGCUGCGCAGGCUUAUAUGUCGUUGAACAGAUGA